AAACGCGUCACGGGAUCUCUCGUCCUUGUCACUGCAGCUCUGGAUGGCGUCAGUCUUGACUGAAGGACUGUGCUGUUCUUGUCCCGGAGGUCGUCCCGAAAACCAAAACACCGGAGCAGAGACAGAGCGGUUACGUUACCGAGCUGCGAUAAGACGUAGGAGAUGCUUGAUAAGAGAGUCUUAAAAACACAGAUACGGACACAGAGAGAGGAUGUGUGGAAACAGCCUGUUUGUAACGACCAGAGGGAAGGAUUCGUCAAAACAGCUGCACUGAGCCUGCCUGUGUCCAGCUCUGUAGACUACUGUACCAAUGGGUCUCUCGCUGUCAGCUUGGUUGUACAGCAGGGCAGCUGACAGCCCUCCCUCCUCUUCAUCAGCUUUCCCUCCACUGGCUGUUCCGACCUGCUCUCGCCUCGCUGUCACUCUGAACUCUUCACCAGUUCCUCCAGGAGACAGUCGCUCACACUGGAGCUCAGUCCACCGCUCUCCUCACUUUUUGCUCUCUGUCUGCAAACAGAAAGUGACACGUUCACCUGUUGAGCUUAGCAGCGAUGGGGUGAGAGCAGAGAUGGGGGUGAAAAGCGGGCUUCAUGUCUGGGAGGUGCUGUGGACCCCCGACCACAGAGGGAGUCACGCUGUCAUGGGCAUUUCCAGGCAGGAUUGUCCUCUGCAGGCCUCAGGUUACAACGUGCUGGUGGGUGGAGACGCACAGUCCUGGGGCUGGGAACUCAAAACCAAUCAGCUCUGGCAUGGUGGACAGAGUCUAGGACUUUACCCAGGAAAGAGGAGGAAGUGUGACUCUGAGGCUGCAGAUUUUAAGCCACAAUCUUCCUCUCCACCAGACACAAAAGUGGCAGAGACACCUCUCCACAUCCCUGAACGUGUCCUGCUGGUCCUGGAUGCUGACGCAGGGACUCUGGGAUUCGUUGUUGAUGGCAUUUUUCUUGGCGUAGCUUUUAAAGACCUUCCUCGUGGAGUGGAUCUGUUCCCAGCGGUGAGCAGUGUGAGAGGGGGAGCCACCAUACGACUACGCUACCUGAAUGGUGCCACAUGUGAUCCCCCAGCUCUGAUGGCUUUAUGUGGACUGUCAAUUCGUCAGUUUUUAGGGCAGCAGAGGCAAAGUCAAACUGACAAACUGCCUCUACCCCCUUUUCUCCAGCACUACCUGCUUUCUAGUCAUUAAUUUGCACACACACAUGGACACAGUAGGAAUGCUUUUGUCAAUUAUUGCACAGUGUACCGAAAACUUAUGACGCAUUUCUUUUUAUAUGAAAAAUUAUGUAAGUACAUGUGACAUUAUGGCUAGACAAGUGUAUUUACUUUUCAUAUUAUUUAUUACAAUGUGAUGUAUACAUAGUCCAUUUAUAAUAUUUUGAAACUUAUUUGUAAACUGUGAGAGCACUGUUGUUUCACAAACUAAAGGCGUAUAUGAAAUAUAUUCUGAACAUUUCUUUA
Molecule: messenger RNA, 1455 nt
Organism: Seriola aureovittata
Lineage: Eukaryota; Metazoa; Chordata; Actinopteri; Carangiformes; Carangidae
Product: SPRY domain-containing SOCS box protein 1
Exons: 3
Coding region: 311-1183 (290 amino acids)
Biological process (GO): proteasome-mediated ubiquitin-dependent protein catabolic process
Cellular component (GO): SCF ubiquitin ligase complex
Molecular function (GO): protein binding
Source: RefSeq, a predicted model, not a curated record